This is a messenger RNA of Nicotiana tabacum (common tobacco), 1316 nucleotides long. RefSeq names its product large ribosomal subunit protein bL21m-like. Gene Ontology annotation, biological process: translation. Gene Ontology annotation, molecular function: RNA binding; structural constituent of ribosome. Gene Ontology annotation, cellular component: ribosome. Lineage: Eukaryota; Viridiplantae; Streptophyta; Magnoliopsida; Solanales; Solanaceae. The record is from RefSeq and is a predicted model, not a curated record.
CGCUUUUUAGUUCCUAAAUAUGAAAAGAUACAAAUUAAGAGAGGUGAAUUGAUUAUUUCUUGAUCAAGCUAAACAUAGCAAUUAAGUAAUUUGAUCAUAUGAAAAGUUACAAAUUCAGAGUGGUGAAUUGAUUAUUUCUUGAUCAAGCUAAAGAUAGCCAUUAAGUAAAAGUUAAACUGUUACUCCAAAAGCUCAAAGCUCAGCCAAACAAUGGCGAAUCGGCGAUGCGUUCAAACCCUAAGCCGUCAUUUAACAUAUCUUCUCUCUCCAAAUCCAUCAUCUCUCCAUUCCCUCACGUCCAUUUCGCCUCAAACCCUAACCCCACAAAUACUCAAAUCCAUCGACACACUCACUCCCUCUCCCAAAUGCCCUAACGUUACCACUAAAAUUUCAUCUUUCCACAGGCAUUUCUGUUCCAAUCGACCGAUCAAUAGCGAUGAUGACGAGGAGGGAAGUGAAGAAGAAACUGAUGAUGAUGAUCAUGACGUGGAGGGUUUGGAGUCGAAUAUUGAGCCCAGCAGAGAGUACACUCCAGAGGAGAAAGAACACGAGGCAGCUGAAAUAGGGUAUAAGGUCAUCGGCCCACUUCAGAAAUCGGACCGGGUCUUCAAACCAUAUGAACCCGUUUUCGCCGUUGUUCAGAUUGGUUUUCACCAGUUUAAAGUGAGCAAUGGUGAAUCCAUUUUUACUGAGAAACUGAAGUUCUGCGAAGUUAAUGACAAGUUAAUACUAAAUAAGGUUUUGCUGCUGGGCUCAACGACUCAGACAAUCAUUGGCAGGCCUAUAUUGCCGGAUGCAGCUGUUCAUGCUUUCGUUGAGGAGCAUGCAUUAGAUGCUAAAGUACUUAUAUUCAAGAAGAAGAGACGGAAGAAUUAUCGACGAACACGAGGACAUCGACAGGAAUUAACAAAAUUGAGGAUUACGGAUAUACAAGGAAUUGAGAAACCUGAAGUGGCACCCCCUCUUAAAACAGAGAAGAAAGGUGUUAAGAAGGUAGCAGUAGCAGCUUAAAGAUGCUAAAAAGUUUUAGUAACAGUUGAGCAAGGGAUUUUUGGCAUAUACAGCUGACAUGGCUCAGCUUUUUCCAUUCGUCCUGUCUUACGAGAUUUAUGUGAAAACGCAGAUGCCACAUGCGGUCAGGUGUUAAACUGGCAUGAGAUGGAGGGCAAUGAUUCUGUUGUAAGCUUACCAUAGUUGAAUCUUGAGGCUAUAUUCGGUUACAAGUACCAGUCCCACUUAAAUUGAAAAUAUUCACAGUGAUUGAUAAGCAAAGCUUUGCAUGCUAGCCAGUUCAAUAACAAUAGUGUCUGAAAGAA